UGGAAAAUGUUCUAAAGUGCCAGCGCGCAGUGAACUGUGACUCAGUGCACCAAUAGUUUGUAUUGUAGUUAUACAAUUUACGAAAAACAUUCAACUACAUAAAUGGUUGUUGUUCGAUCCACAGUCGGCUAUCGUGCUCUGUUUGUGAUGUGAUAAGAUAAUAAGCUUCUUCUCCGUAAUGAGCCGAUUGUCUCGUUCGGGCUCAACCAAUCACCAUCUGUUUGUGUGCUAAAGAAGACAGUUUAAAUUUAUUGUUUAAUAGUGAAGUGUUCCAUUUUUUGCGAUUCAUACCCACCAUGAAUGCAAUGAAAACGAAAAUUCUUCAAAAAUUAACCGCCCAUGCAAGUGAUGUCACGUCUCUCGAUUUCUAUGGUAAUGCACUGCUGGUGACAGGGUCAAGUGACAAAACGGUGCGUGUGUGGCGCUGGGCAGCAGGCAGCGGAUUCCGGGAGGAUGCCUUUUCACCUCUGCUAGGACACCGAUACGGGGUGACGAGUGUACGCGUUUCGCCGAAGGGAGCGGUCCUAGCGUCUGCUUCCGUCGAUGGCACAGUCAUCCUGUGGAACCUAAGUAAUGGUGAAAUAACCAACGUCAUCAACCAGCAAGGUGGGGAAGCCAUUCGUGCCUGUAUCUUUAGUCCUAACGGGGCCACGAUUGUGAGUUCGGACGACAAUGGUGCCAUCUGUAUAUGGAGACAGAAUAAAACUCUAAAGUGUCAUGUGAAAGUUCACGAUGAAGCCGUUCAUACGAUAGCCUUUUCCAGCGAUUCGGAUAUUUUGCUAACAGCGUGUACUCUCGGCAAUAUGAGACUGUAUGCGGUAGAAAAUGAUUUUGCAAACGAUCUUUCAUGUGCGGACUGUUCGAUCGAUGCUGCACAUGACAUGGGUGUAUUGUCGGCGGAUUUUUGUAAAAUAGUUCACACUGAUCCUACCGACAAAUGCUCGCUGAUUUACACGCUGGCGACGUGUGGUACGGACCAUUUGAUCAAGAUUUGGAGAGUAUUCUUUAUGCCAAACAACAUCGACCGUAGUCGCAAAUCACGACUCAUACCCACCAGCCCUCAGGAGCAUUUUGCGGGACAAUCUACUAUUUAUAGCACCGAAGUGAUGAAUGCCAGCUGUGUGCAAACUAUUCAAGCUCAUGGCAGUUCCGUCACAUGCGUACGAUUCAACCCAACCGGAACGUUGCUUUUCUCGAGCAGCCUGGACAAGACAAUCAAAAUCUGGAAUCAGCAGGGUACGUGCCUGAAAACCCUAGCGGAGCAUUCGCGGUACGUCAACUGCUUGGCGAUCAACAGUGACUCAUCGGUGAUCGCAUCCGGAUCGAACGAUCGUACCGUAGUUGUUUGGGAUCUGAUAGGGAAGCUGAGCUUGGACUCACACAUUACCGGCAUUCGAUCGUUGCUGUUUGCGCUGGCCGUGAAUACUGCCGACAUUCCGCUAGAGUUCACGUGCCCAAUCACGCAUGAGCUAAUGAAAGAUCCUGUUUUCGCUGAAGACGGCUUCACCUAUGAACGUGCCGCAAUCAGCGAAUGGUUCGCACGGGAAAAAGCAAUUUCGCCGAUGACCAAUUUGGAGCUAUCCACGGAUGAGGUGGUGGAAAAUGGGAAGCUCAAGCAACAGAUCGAUGACUACAUUCGUACGCUUGAUACAGCCAAGACGGAUACAGUCAAUUAGAGUUGGGAAAAAAACAUUUAUUCGGCUUUUAAAUAACAUGUAUUUUAUGAUCAGCUUAGUCUGAUUUCAGUGAUAAAUAAUUACUUCGAU
Anopheles coustani is the source of this 1766-nucleotide messenger RNA. RefSeq lists its product as uncharacterized. NCBI's taxonomy places the organism in Eukaryota, Metazoa, Arthropoda, Insecta, Diptera, Culicidae. The transcript has 8 exons. Gene Ontology annotation, molecular function: ubiquitin-protein transferase activity; protein binding. Gene Ontology annotation, biological process: protein ubiquitination. The coding region runs from base 297 to 1676 and encodes 459 amino acids. The record is from RefSeq and is a predicted model, not a curated record.